This is a messenger RNA of Hyposmocoma kahamanoa, 1350 nucleotides long. RefSeq names its product coiled-coil domain-containing protein 130 homolog. Bases 16 to 1140 code for a protein of 374 amino acids. The transcript has 3 exons. NCBI's taxonomy places the organism in Eukaryota, Metazoa, Arthropoda, Insecta, Lepidoptera, Cosmopterigidae. Gene Ontology annotation, cellular component: U2-type spliceosomal complex; post-mRNA release spliceosomal complex. Gene Ontology annotation, biological process: mRNA splicing, via spliceosome. The record is from RefSeq and is a predicted model, not a curated record.
UUUCCAGCAACAAAAAUGGGAGAACGUAAAGGCCAGAACCUCUAUUACCCUCCGGACUACGACCCUAAAGUCGGAGGGUUGAAUAAAUUUCUCGGAACUCAUGCUUUACGCGAAAGAGCACGAAAACUCCACAUGGGCAUUCUUAUAAUAAGAUUUGAAAUGCCCUACAACAUCUGGUGUGAUGGAUGUAACAACCACAUCGGCAUGGGCGUAAGGUACAAUGCAGAGAAAACAAAAGUGGGAAUGUAUUACAGUACCCCGGUGUAUCAGUUUAGAAUGAAGUGUCACUUGUGUGAUAAUCAUUUUGAGAUCAAGACUGAUCCAGGGAACCUAGACUAUGUUAUAGUAUCAGGUGCAAGAAGGCAAGAAAACCGUUGGGACCCAACAGAAAAUGGCCAAGUAGUUCCAGAAACAAAAGAGACGCAGAAAAAACUGUUUGACGAUGCCAUGUUCCGACUUGAACAUAAAACAGGGGAUGAAGAUAGUGCAAAACAGGACAAACCCAGGUUGGGAAGACUAGUUGGCAGGAACGAGACUGUUUGGAAGGACGAUUAUGAGGCCAAUUGCUCUUUGAGGAGGAAUUUUAGAAAGAGAAGAAAAGAAUUAGAGGAAACUUCAAUGAAUGAUAGUUUGCUGCUAGCAAAAUCAUCACUCGACAUUAACCUUCUCCCGGAGUCACAAGAGGACCGCAAUAUGGCAUCUCUUCUAUCUCUCCGUCCUUCCCGCAGCAUAGAAGAAAAACAAAACUACACUCGAAAUAAAAUCCUCAACAGCCCAGCCCUACCAAGUUCCAGCGGCCUUUUAACGAGUUUCGGAGGUCUUAAAAAAGAGGAUUCGUUAAGCAAAACUACUCCAUUAAGUAGAAAUUCCCUAGGUAUCAUGAUUAAGAAACCAAAAUUAGAUACCAUAAGCAAAAAUGUUGAAGUUGACCAAGAAAUUAAAGUGAAACAUUCUAAUUUAAAUUCAGAUGAUUUGCAGUCUAUAGAUGUAAAAGUACAUAGUGAAUGUAUGAGGAAAGAUAAUGUAAUUGAAAACAAUGUCUGUAAAGAUGAUAACUUGUUUGAACUCAAAUGUGAUAGAUAUGAUAAAGUAUUGUCUUUGGUCUGUGAUUAUGGCUCAAGUGGUGAGAGUUCUGAAUAAAUGUAUUGUUUCCUACUUUAUCUUAUUGACAUAUUUCUAAAGUCCAAGCUUCAAGUUAUAGUUUAACAGAUGUUGACCAUACAUUGUAUACCUAUUUCGUUCUAAUGUGCUUACGAGUAUGCUACUACAAUUAUAACUUUACCUUAAAGUUUCAACAAAGGUUUGAUAUUUUAAGUGAUGUUCUACAAGAUUUGUUUUUCAAUGUUAUGU